Molecule: messenger RNA, 1576 nt
Organism: Scaptodrosophila lebanonensis
Lineage: Eukaryota; Metazoa; Arthropoda; Insecta; Diptera; Drosophilidae
Exons: 6
Coding region: 1-1200 (399 amino acids)
Source: RefSeq, a predicted model, not a curated record
AUGAGCGUGCCCGGUGAUUUACCCGCUGAGCCCGAAGCUAAAGAUAUCGCAGUUAACAAGCUGCAGGUACUGGUGCUGGUGUUGGUGCUGGUGCUGGUGCCGGUGCAGGUGACGGUUUCGGUGCCGGUAUUGUUUGCAUAUCUGCUCUCUGUGAUGGCGAUGGCCAGUUUGGGCAGAGUUUUCAUUUGCGGCACAUCAGGCUCGCACACACUCUCGCGUUUUGUGUUGCUGAUCGGAAAUGCCUACGCAGCUACGCAAUCUGCUCUCAACUGCUGGCUCAUUGCCACUCUCCUGCUGGCAAUAGCAGCGAGCUUACAAUCGAGCGCUGCCGCCGCUCCUGCUCCGCGCCGGCUGAGUGGCCGCCACUUAAUAUUGCCACAUCGCCAUCACGUGCAUCACCGUUCGGCGGAGGACGAGGUGGAGCUGCCUAUUGUUGUGUCUGCGAUACAAAGAGAGCAACAACAAAAGCAACAAAAGCAACAACAGCACCAUUUGAAACAGGAGCACCAUCGGUGGUCCAAGCUGUGCAACGACAGCAUGGCGAGCGCACACAACGAGGUGCUCGAGAACCUUGAGGUGGCCAUAGAGGCAUGCAAACUGACAAAAUGGCAAAUGGAGGCUACCUUCAAGCAAUGGCUAUCGAAAUAUUAUCAUCUUGACGAGGAGGGCAUGGCUGUCGAGUAUUUAUAUCAUAACCUAAGCCUCUCCCAUCCACUGAGAGAAGACAUUGAGCUGAAUGACAACGAUGUAUUGGCCGAGCGCACGAGCACGCUGGAGGUUGAAAUGCCACGUAUUUUGACCACCCUCUCCAUUAUGUACGAUGUGCUGGAGGAGCUCAAGUACAAGGAAAGAAACGACACCAAAAUGCUGAAGGACAACGAGACGAACAGCACCAUGGCCCUCUUUCAGGAGAAGAUACAACACAAUCGGGACGUGGCCGAGAAGUUUGGCGUGUGCAUACAGCAAUAUCAGAUCAAUUAUAACAGCUAUCAUGCGGCCCUGGAGUACGCCGUUAUGCUGGAGGCGCUCAAGGUGAUGCGCAUCCUGAAGACCAAGUACGAUCGCCUGCUCAGCAUCGAGAAGGAGCGAGCACGCUCAAUGGGCGGCGAGCACGAACAGCGAGCCUCUACAUCCCGCUUGCACGCCCAUGGGCAUGGUCAUGGUCAUGGCCAUGGUCAUGGACACACUCGCACCCACUAGAGGCCCACGCCGCGCAACUACACAGUAAUGUUCAAAAUAAAAGGCCAAAAACAAAACGAAUUGAUAUCGCCCUAUCAUGCUAUCACCAUGCCAACCAGGCACAUUUUUUUGUUUUUUUUUUUGUAGUCAUCUAACUUCACAUCAUACCUAUGAAUAGUAUAGUUUGUACUUGUAGUAAUUGUUGUAGCUCUAAUUACCUACGCCUACGUAUACGCAUUAUUUCUAUCAUUACAUUUAAAUGAAUCUUAACUUAGUUGCAUGAUAUACUAUUUAUUAAUAUAAAUUAUUGACAUCGAGUUUCACGCAUACAUAUAUACAUUUAUAUACACGUAUAGUGUAUAUAUAUAUACAUAUAUAUAUUUAUAUCCACAAUACU